AUGUCAUUCAUAAAUAUAUGUAGGGAUAAUACAGAUCCAUUUUAUCGUUAUAAAAUGCCGCCUAUUCAAUCAAAAACCGAAGGUAGAGGUAAUGGUAUUAAAACAGCCAUAAUGAAUUUAGCUGAAGUUGCAAGAGCAUUAAAUAGACCACCAUCUUAUUUAGUCAAAUUUUUUGGUUAUGAAUUAGGUGCUCAAACUCAAUUGGAAAGAUUUUUAGUUAAUGGUGUCCAUGAUUCAAAUGAAUUACAAGAUUCAUUAGAUGGUUUUAUUAAUAAAUUUGUUUUAUGUGGAUCAUGUAAAAAUCCAGAAACUGAGAUUGUUUUAAAAGGUAAAGAUACUUUGGAAAGAGAUUGUAAAGCUUGUGGUAAAGUUACAAUGAUUGAUCCAAAACAUAAAUUAUAUUCAUAUAUAGUUAAAAAUCCUCCUGAUUCAAAAAAGGGUAAAAAAUCAGCAACUGCUCAAGCUAAUGUUGUUGGUGGUGGUAAAACUAUUUCAGAAUUAGCUCAAGAAAAUCAAGGUUUAAAUAAUGAGAAUAAUAAUGGUGAUGAUUUUGAUGAUGACGAUGCAUUAUCAAAAAAAAUUAAUGCUGAAGCUGCUCAAUUACAACAAGUUGAAGUUAAAGAUGAUGAUUGGGCUGUUGAUAUGUCACAAGAAGCUAUUGCUAAAAGAGCUAGAGAGUUGGAAGGUUUAUCAAUUAAUGAUAAUAAAUUUAAUGAAUUUGGUGAAUGGUUAUUAAAUGAAUCAAAAGAUUCAAAAGAUGAUUUACCUUCAGACGUUGAAAUUUAUAAAAAAAUUGUUGAAUUAGAAAUUAGUGAAUAUCCAGAAACAUUACAAGUAUUGGGACAAGUUUUAUUUGAUGAAGAUAUAAUAAAUCAAAUUGAACCACACGUUGGUUUAUUGGCAAAAUUGAUUAACAAUGAUGAAGAGUUUGAACAAGCUUUAUUGGGUGGUUUAGAAAGAUUCUUUGGUUUAGAACAACCUGAGUUAAUUCCACAAAUUCCAAAAAUUUUACAUUCAUUUUAUGAUAAAGAUUUAAUUAGUGAAGAAGUUUUAAUUAAAUGGGGUUCUAAAGUUUCCAAAAAAUAUGUUCCAAAGGAUAUAUCCAAAAAAGUAAGAAAAGCUGCAAAACCAUUUAUUAAAUGGUUGCAAGAAGCUGAAGAAGAGGAAAGUGAUGAUGAAUAG
Insectozyma verbasci is the source of this 1182-nucleotide messenger RNA. The record is from the annotation of a GenBank genome assembly. Lineage: Eukaryota; Fungi; Ascomycota; Pichiomycetes; Serinales; Debaryomycetaceae.